CAAUAUUUUUUUUUUGCCGAAAAGGCUUUUCCUAUGGCUUUUAAGUGCGUAGUGCAAAAAAAAAAAAAGAUAGAAAAAAAACUGGCCAAAAUCGGUCCGGUGGUGGGGGUGUGAAAAAAAUCAUAAAUUUUAAAACAGUUCUUUUCAUAAAACGAUGCCCCCCACCACCACUUCAUUUCGAAGGCAGGGAUGAAAAAAUUGGAUAAAAUUCUCAUCAAAAAAGAGAAAAUCCAACUUAUGUGGGCGUCCUGAUCCGAAACUCCGCCCCUUAACAACCCUAAAGUCAAUAGAACUCCACCACCACCACCACCACCACACUUGAACAUUCAACGUUAAUAGUUCUUUCAUUUAAAAGUGAUAAAUUAUUUUCUUUGACACUCGAAGUUCUCAUUUUAUGCCUCACAGUCGUCAAUAAACUCAUUGAAACAGAUCACAAUCCACUUGUUUAAUUUUUUAGACGUUAAAAAAAAAGAAACCCAACUUAAUGCCGCUCUCCUGUUGACUUAAAACUCUCCAACUAAAGUAUUUUUGUUGAAAGUUCUUUUUUUAUGAACUUCACUGCGAUUCAAUUUCAACAAAACAAUCUUUUAAAUUUACUUUUUAGGUGGCAUUGUACCAUUGAAUCGACACAUCCACCAACACUUCCUGCAUACACGAAUAUACAGCUAGAAUUUUUUCAGCGCCUGUCUUGUAAAAUAUAUUUACCCAUUUUUAAGGAGAGAAUAUCUUGGACACUUUAUUGACAAUCAAACCACAAUUUCGUUGUUCUCACCGGGUCUGUGAGGUUCUCCAACCACAAUCUUAACCGUUCUUUAUAUUUUAAUUACAGUCCUACAAUUAUGUUGUGAAACAUCGUAUUGUUCAAAACAUUUGGAGAGUAUACCGUCAGUUAAUUACUAUUCUUUAGUGAUUAACUGGACAGAUACCUUAUUCAGGGAACCACUACUUGUUGCGAAAUAAUUUGUAAAAUCCUUGAUUUACUGGAAGUUGUAUUUUCUGUAGUUCCAGAUAAACAAGAGCUACUGAAAUGUUGGUUGCAAACAAAUCAAUGUCUAUCUUCAAGACUUCUCACAAGAAUUUGAACAUCCAAGGAAAUGGGUUACCUUUAACGAAUCAUUCAGCACAACAGAAAUUGUCUGAAUGUUCUUUAACAGCUGGACAACUUCCAUAUAUCCAGUCAAAGAAAACUUAUUUACGGAACGAUAAACGAGAAUCGCUCCCCACUGUCUAUCAACAAUGGAAGCAAUGUCAAAGAAGUGAGAAUAUUUCUGAUAUUUCCCUCUGUCCCUCAACCAGUCUCUCUUAUGAAGUUUCAGCAUCCAAAUGUUCCAGUGUGGGCAAAAACCCAAUAUAUUCCAGACAUUACAAAGCUGUGGUGAAUAAGGACUGUUACCCAACGAAGGACAUUGACCUGCAUUCUGGACAAAACAAGUGCUUCAGUGAAACAAAUGGCAGCUGUUACAAUUCUGCGACAUUCCUACUUCCAAUACAACAGAAGCAGAUCACCAUUCCACCAGCCCAUGUUAACACCCUUAAUGUGGUGCUCAAUGGCAAGAAGAUGGAAAUGGAAGAACGUUUAGGUUUGAUGCGAGGGAACAGACUUCUGAAACAGCAGAUAUUUCAAGAUUAUACCCAUAAUUUAUUUCCUGGCAAAGGAUUCAAUUUACUCCAACCACAGGGAACUUUCAAAUCAAGAGGGAAAAUGUUGCUUGAAGAGGAAAAAGAAUUAUUUCAGAGUCCCACCAAACCACCACUUAAAAAGCCCUUUGAUAUUGAAAUCAAAUCACACAAGCAACCAUCAAGGUCUAUUUUACCUCCAUUGGACAGACAUCAUACUCUUUUAGAAGCUCCAAGAAAUAAAAAUAAUGAUAUAUCUUUAGGUGGAGAUAUCCAUGGAAACCUGAUGAACAGCAUGAGUUUAUCAUCAGAUAAAUCAAAGAAUUUUCUGUCUGCUGACAUCAAAGAUGGUCCUGAAGUGGAGUCCAAGGAAUCGACUGCAAGUACCUUUCUUGAUCUGCAGAUUCUAAAGGAAUUGGGUCAAGGCAAUGAAGCAAUUCCAGUGCCCAAGAGUGAAACUAAAACAUCCCAAGAAGAACAACAACUGCAACAGCAACAAGAUCCACUUCAGGAAGAAAAUCAAGAUCAACAGCAAUCUGAUAUUUCAUUGUCAUGGACUUUAACAGAUAUAGGGGAUAUAAAUUCUGGUGAAAAAGAUGUACUGAAAAAGACCUUUAACAGGCUGGACACAGAUAAAGAUGGUCAUAUCCUUUAUACUCAAUUGAAAUCUCAACUCCCGGAAAAGUUUUCUACUUCACAAGAAAAAUUCAUUAAAGUAGUUUAUGAUAUAACUUCCCAGAAUACAUUCUUUGGUCUGAUGGAAUUUAUUGCCAUGAUACAGCUCACAAAAGCAAUAGAAGAAUUAAGUGACUCAGCUAUAGAAGCCUUCAACUUAUUGAACUUUACCCACCUUCAGCAAGAUCUUCUUGAAUAUUUCAUAAAAUUCAAAUCUGGAGAUUCUGAUUGUAAAGGAUCCAUUUCUCUAGAUUCCUUGAGUCAGUUAAUUUCAGUAGAAUUGGGGUCAGAUCACCAGAUGGAACCAUUGAUAUGGAAUCACAUUGUAGAAAAUAUUUCUCUUACAGAUGCUACCAAUAUAAAGAAGACCAAUUUCUUGGCCCACAUUCCAUAUUUUCUUUCACUGAAAAAUAAAAGUAAAUAAGGUUUAUUAAAAAAUACUGCUCGUUAUAUAUUUUUUUCUCUCUCUUUGUUACUUUGUGAAUGUCUGUGAUUUGAUAGUCUACUUUCUCCCUCUAUAUGUUGAUCUUUAUGUAGAGUCAACAGUAUGACAGCCAGCUAGAUGAUAUUAUAACUGGGCAACAAUUAGCUGGAGUAAAUUCAGUGACUGGGAAUGGUGUUGCUUUUUAGCUCCAAAAUUGUCCCUGAUCAAACAAGCCUUUUCA
This is a messenger RNA of Octopus bimaculoides (California two-spot octopus), 2957 nucleotides long. RefSeq lists its product as uncharacterized. The record is from RefSeq and is a predicted model, not a curated record. Gene Ontology annotation, molecular function: calcium ion binding. Lineage: Eukaryota; Metazoa; Mollusca; Cephalopoda; Octopoda; Octopodidae.